CUGAGCCGGAGCGGCGGCGGCGGCGGCGGCAGGAAGAGGCGAAGGCAGAGCCCGAGCUGCGCUUCCCCGCCCGGCCAUGUAGAGGGGGCCCGCCGCGGAGACGCCCGCUCGCUCGCCCCGGCGUGAGGGAGUAGAGAGGCAGCGGCGGCUGAGCGGAGGGGCCCGAGGAGGGUCGUGGCGGCCCCUCGCCCGCCCGCCAUGGAGGACAUCAACUCCAACGUGAACGCCGACGCCGAAGUGCGGAAGCUGCAGGAGCUGGUGAAGAAGCUGGAGAAGCAGAACGAGCAGCUGCGCAUCCGCAGCGCCGCCGGAGCGCCCGCGGGCAGCCCCAAGCGGCUCCUCGGCACCGGCGGGGCGUCGGGCGCUUCCACGCCGCCGGCCGCCGCCCCGCCGCCGCCCCCGUCCCCGCCGCCUUCGUCGUCGUCCCCCGCCGCCCGGAGCAGCCCGUCGCUCUCGGGGCUCGAGGGCCGCUGCCCCAGCCCCAAGGCCGGGCCCCGGCGGCCUGGGCCGGGGGAGGAGAGCGGCGGGCGCGGCGGUGCGGCGGAGAACGGCGGCCUCCUGGACGAAGUGGAGCCGCUGAGGCCCGACGAGCUGGAGAGGCUGGCCGGCGGCGAGGAGGACGAGACCGGCUGGUUAUAUACCUCACCAAAGAAAAAAGUUACCCCAGUCCAGAAGUCGGUUAGUCCUCUAGUUUGGUGCAGGCAGAUAUUGGAUUACCCAACUCCAGAUAUCGAAAGUGCUAAAAAGUCAUUGAUCCACAGGCUUGAACAAACAAUGUCAGCCCUCAAGAGACACAGUCUAUACAGUAAUCCAUUCAGCGCUGUCAAUUACACAAACUCUUACAGUCCGAACACUGGCAGUCCCUACAACAGUAGCUACAACUCCCCUUCCGCCACACCAGUGAAACCUCCUUUAAUAAAACAGCUCAUUCUUCCUGGAAACUCAGGUCAUUUCAAAAGUUCAUCAGAUAGAAAUCCUCCACUUAGCCCACAAUCCUCUAUAGACAGCGAAUUAAGUGCUUCAGAAAUGGAUGAAGACUCAAUUGGAUCAAAUUACAAACUAAAUGACUUAACAGAUGUGCAAAUUUUAGCACGGAUGCAAGAGGAAAGUCUCCGGCAAGAAUACGCUGCUACUGCUUCUCGCCGUAGUUCUGGUUCUUCAUGUAGCUCUAUGAGGCGAGGCACAUUUAGUGAUCAAGAACUUGAUGCACAGAGUUUAGAGGAUGACGACGACAGCUGUCAUCACACCGUGCACCCAGCUGUGAAUCGGUUCUCUCCAUCACCACGCAACUCACCACGGCCUUCGCCAAAGCAGUCUCCGAGGAAUUCUCCCAGGUCUCGUUCGCCUGCUAGAGGAAUAGAGUACAGUAGGGUGUCGCCUCAGCCAAUGAUUAGCCGCUUGCAACAGCCUCGUCUUUCACUUCAAGGUCAUCCCGCUGAUUUACAGACGACCACUGUCAAAAAUGAAGAAAAACUAAGGCGUAGUCUUCCAAACCUGUCCAGGACAUCUAACAUCCAAGUUGAGUCUGUGAAAAACAGUAGAAGUGACUCAAACUUUCAAGUGCCAAAUGGAGGAAUACCUCGUAUUCAACCUCAACCCUCAGCCACUCUGCAAAGGCAGAAAAAUUUGCCCCGUGUUGCCUUCAAAACCAAACAGCUACUUCAUGCUCCAACUACCAAAGGAGUACCUUCUCCCAGUAAAUUCCGGUCUCCAGCAGCACCAUCUCCUCUGGCUCUGAGACAGCCGGUCAAAGCAUUUAGUAACCACGGACCUAGCUCUGCUGUUCCAGAAGCCACCCCGUUUACAAACAGCAGUGCUUCACCAGGGCCUUCAGCAGCUCCCAGUUCAGUCUCUCCGAGCCCAGUCAACAACAUCAAUAAUGCGACGCUUACUAGACCCGCAGGAACAACAGGGAUGAGGAGUGGUUUGCCAAGACCUAGUGCCCCCUCCAGUGGGGGCAUACCAGUGCCUCGCAGCAAGCUCGCCCAGCCUGUUCGCAGAACAUUGCCAGCACCCAAAUCCUACAGCAACAUGAAAGACGAGAGCUGGAAGGACGGCUGCUACUGAAUUGCAAAUGGCUCAGCAAGAACUCCUUCACCAGGCUGAAUGACAGGUCAAUACACGGACCGAUCAGUUAAGACUUGGGGGGGAUUGUAAAUCCCUAGACCUCUGUCCUUAAUUAGCACAAGCUGGCAGAGAUUAUAAAACAGCACUUUAAUGACAUUAACAUCAGAUACUUUGUGAUCACUCAAAUCAUUUUUACAUGAUUUUACAUUUUUUCACCUCUCGAGAGCCCCUCCACCUCUUCUUGCUUCUUAAAAAUUGUUGUAAAUGCUCACAUGGAUAAAAGGGCCAACAUCUGGGUGUACACCUCACUUAACAAAAUGCCAAAGAAAUGUCCAUCCUGGGGGAAAAAGCAGCAUGCAAAAUAGGAAACUAAAUUUUUUCAAAACAUCACAUGUGACUUGGUUUGGUUUGAUUGCAGCAAAAUGCGUUGUUUGGAGACAUAGCGUGUACACGUUAACAUAUUAAUCAAAGCAAAAAAAAUUUGAAUUGUCACAUAUUACUGUGCUAACGAGAUGGGUUAAAACCAUUGUGGACAGUUCGGGUAGCCACAAUAAAGCAGUUGCCUCUGGAGCCCCACUGCAAGGGUGGUAGGGAAGCCAUGCUAUUGUUUCACCUGUUAGAAACAGUUUGGGUGCCGUUGGUCUUGCCCUAACCAGGGUGGGAUCUGUUGCACCCUUUCACGUUAAUGUAUCUGGUUCUGUGCUAUUCUAUUUAGAUUGCCAAAAGGGCUUCCUAUCAGUUGUACAAUCGUUCAUAACUUUACAGUUCCUGGCUCAGGAAAGAUUGCCUUUGCUGUCACAGCCGCAUUCUUUAACACAUGGCUUUAUGUUGUUUUGAAAAGCAAUUUUUUUACAGGGAGUUUCCUUGAAAAAGAAAAAAAGUGUCCAUUCAGAAAUCACACCACAGUGCUUGUCGCCUGGAAGUCAACUGAACAUGCCUAUUGUUUAACAUGAAGAAAAGACAACUAUGCACUAGUAAUCUAGAGGCUCUAAGGAGAUAAGCUGUACUGUUGAUAUCAAAUGAUAGAUUCAUGUAGGUAUCGUUUUGUGGUAUGAGGGAGUUUUCUGUACUCUUAAAAUUUUGGUUUCCUACAUUUGUUUUUUUUAUUGUAAAUACUUCUACAAAGUUAAUGCCCUUGUUAGUAUUUUUAACUAUGUACUUUGCCUUACCUGUAUUUUACAUUGCUGGUAAACCUGCCACAUGUGUUUACAAGGUGUUCAUUUCUUCUAGUGGCUUUCCACACUAGCCAAUACUUACCACUGUCUUUGCCUAUCCUUGUUGGAAGGAUACCCCAUCUAGCAGAAAAACUGCUCCUGUUAAUAUCCAAAGCCCCCAGCCCUCCAGUUUGUUGUUCCUACCUUAUAUGGUGGGUGACUGCAGGCUGGGCAGUUAUCAGUUUCAAAGAGAAAAUGCCUUCGAUUUAGAGGCUGAGAGGGCUAUCUCUCUAUAACUGCAAGUAAGCAGAAGUCACAACGUACAUAAUGAAACAAGUAGCUACUCAUGCGAUCUUUUAUGUACUGACUGACAAGCAUCCCACUGGUAUGUUUGGUAGGUCUUUAUCAAUGCCUGCCUCUUAAAAUGAACUUCUUAAAUCUUUACAAAGAGGGUACUUGAGAUUGAAUUUCACAGCACUCAGAUUUUUAUCUAGAGUUCAUAGAUUAGUGGAUUAAAAGCCAUGCAGUUCUACUUGAAUUGGAGACGCAGUUGGGAAUGCUGUACCACUUUCUAGUUUUCUGCAUACACAAAUCUUGAAGGUAGAAAGAAAUUCUUCCUACGCUACAUUUUUAUGAGUGAUUUGCAGAAGCAUUCUUGUAGAUCAAAAACAUAGUGUGCAAAGUUAAUUAUAAAAAGUUCUUUUGAUCUUCACACCCAGUGAAAUCUACUGAUCAGGGAUGUCUUCCAAAAUUUAUGUAACUAGUACCAUGGGAGGGAGGGGUAUGAUGGAGACAUGUUGUGCAAUUAGUCCCGCGCAUCAUAUUUAAAGUGCUGAGCAGAAAACAAUAUGAGGUACCCAGUUAUUUUGGGUAAAUCUACCCAGCCUUAUUAAAGACUUGGCUCUAACAAAUCACAUGUCCCACUCUUCAGAAAUGAAGAACUUCUUCUAAUUUGUCAUUUUAUUAGGCAAAUAUUUAACUGGUUUGUUUUACUCAGAAAACACAGAUGUUGCCUUCUUAACCAAGCUACAUAACCGUAUUUUAUAAACCAUUUUUAUAAAACUCAGCCAUUGUGAUCAUUUUGAAUUUAGGCAUAUUACAUUCUGCUGCUACAUUGUAACAGACAUUCAACAAAUAAAAAAUUCUGGAAAAAAACCUGCCAGUUUACUAGGGGAGACUUCUUGAUUACUGGGACACCUUAGGGCUUUCUGUGUUUAGAGGUUUGGGUAUGCUGAAGUGUGGAAACAUGAAUUUGAUAAACUAGUGCCUAUGAUUUACUUUUAAUUCAUGUUUGAUAAUAGUAGUAAGGGUUUUAUGAAUGUGGAUUUUUAUUUGUUCUAACAGCUCUGAAUUGUUGUAUGUAUGUAGGCAGAAAAGAGAAAGUUCUGCUUCCAAAGUUAUUUAAUUUUUUCCUCAGUGUAUGAAUGUUUUUUGUAAGUGUUAAUAAAAGUUAAAAGGAAAAAAUAUAGAUAUUAUUUACUACAACACCCUGACUUCUUUGUUAAAGAAAAAAUAAAAUUUGUAUGCAAAA
This is a messenger RNA of Eublepharis macularius, 4752 nucleotides long. It is a transcript of the gene SLAIN2, whose product is annotated as SLAIN motif family member 2. The coding region runs from base 199 to 2067 and encodes 622 amino acids. Gene Ontology annotation, biological process: positive regulation of microtubule polymerization; cytoplasmic microtubule organization; microtubule nucleation. The transcript is spliced from 9 exons. NCBI's taxonomy places the organism in Eukaryota, Metazoa, Chordata, Lepidosauria, Squamata, Eublepharidae. The record is from RefSeq and is a predicted model, not a curated record. Gene Ontology annotation, cellular component: microtubule plus-end.